Molecule: messenger RNA, 2159 nt
Organism: Xiphias gladius (swordfish)
Lineage: Eukaryota; Metazoa; Chordata; Actinopteri; Istiophoriformes; Xiphiidae
Molecular function (GO): interleukin-17 receptor activity
Source: RefSeq, a predicted model, not a curated record
UAAACCUGCCGCUCACUAGCAGUUACAGUGUAAGCCUGAACUCAGCAAACAGCCUAAAAUGUCAGUAAAUUCCUUCUAACAAACGGAGAUAUCAUAAAAUUCCCAACAAGUGGGAAACAGUGGGUUGUCUUCAAGUUUUACUGACGUUCAAACUCGUCUUUUAAGGCCAGUUUUAACCUGGCCUUUCGAUUAAAGGCCAGGUUCGUAACCGCUAGCUUAUCAGGGCAACCGCUUCGGGUCUAUAGGUCUGCUGCGGUAUAUAGCUGCUUUUGUAGACUCAUUUCUUCUUGAUUUCAAUGCCUCAAAGGCUUAAAAAAAAAGACGUUAAAACUGCAUCUGAAAUAUUUAAAGGGGUUCGGCGGAUGGUGACGGCGCUGUUGACUUAUUCGGCUAUGGUGGUUUAGAUCUACUAUUCAACUUGCUAGUGUGCCCGAAGCUCACAGUCGUCUGCAAUGUACAGAGCUGCAGGACACGGAUAUCUCUGAAUGCAACUUUACAAACUACAUUUAAUUUAAACACAAUUGGUGCCGGAGUAGUUAUUGUCAACACAGACAGAAGGACGAUUUGCACACGUGCAUUAAGCAGUAGAAAAAUGCCGAACCGUACCUUUUUUUUAAGCCCAGGAACUAGAGAGCCAAAGUAGCCCCAAUCAGCAAGUAAAACGGUCAACGGCGGCGGGCGGAGCUUAGCGAGCUGCAGUUAACGGACAGUUAAAAGGGUUUCGCUGUCACUGAAAGUUCUUUCAAGCACUACCGGCCAGCAAGGUGCUCCAUGAUGUGGGGAGUCCCGUUUAUAUUUUUCUCCUAUGUCCACAGCAGAGUGAUGUCACAGGGAAUAAAAGUGGAGUGUUCUCAAUUUCACGAUUUCCCUCCUAGCGCUAAUAUCUCACCAUCCUUCCUGGCGGAACUGAAAGCGGCGCUGGUGACAGUUGGAGGAACAGAUAUGCUGAACAUCAGCUGGGCAGUCAGCAUUGAUGCUAGUAUUGGAAAUCUGACGGGCACUCUGAUCAGAAUUACGGGGGAAUCGUCGUACUGCUGUACAUACAACCCACAUUUGGCCGAGGCAAACUUCACUGGAUCAAAGCAGAAAUGGUUUCAUUAUCUCGUAAAAGCAACCUAUGGCUCCACCCUCAUCCAAGCUGCCAAUCUCCCUUUGCCUCCACUGCAUAGUGGCAUCUCUUACAAGUUUGUAAAAAUUACAGUACCUCGUCAAACACGGCCGACAUACACAGUUGUUGGUCUAAAGUCUACUCAAGUUCCUAAAGGUUUCACUCCAGUUGGGACCACUACUUCAUCCUUGAGAAAAGAAUUUGUCGUGGUCACCAUUUUUGGAGGACUGAUCGGUUUGAUGAUCCUAAGUUCCUGUUACAUAAUCUAUAAAAGCUGUGGAGCCAACAUUGCCACAUCAUUUGGUUUCAAUAGGUUACCUCAAUCUCCCAUGGUUCCGCUCUCUGUCCUGGUGGUGUACCCUGCUGAGAAUUCAGCCUUCCAGCGGGCCGUGGUGGCCUUGGCAGAGUUCCUGCAGUGGCACGCCGGCUGUAACGUGGCUAUCGACAUGUGGCAACAGGGGAAGAUUGCAGAGUUGGGGCCAAUGCGCUGGCUGGCAGAACAGGCCAAGGCUGCAGACCGGGUGCUCAUCGUCUGCCAGCAGCCAACUUCACAGCCCAGCGACUCUCCUCCCAGCCUCCGCUUCCCAGAACCCUCCAUCCCUGCUGCAGCUCAUGACCUUUACCCCCUGAUCUUAAACAUGGUGGCAAGCCAUGCAAAGAGCGCCAGUGACCUGGCUAAGUUCUGGGUGGUGCAGCUGUGCGAGCAGCACCAUAAAAGGCCCAGUAACUUGGCCCUGGAACUGAGGGCCUGCAAGACAUUUUGUUUGAUGAAAGAUUUGAACAAACUGUGCAGGAGCCUUCAUACUCACAGGCAUGACGACAAGAAGAUAGCAGAUCUGAUCUUUAGACCAGGGAUUUUCUACAGUGAAAAUAAUACAGUGAAGUUAAGAGAAGCUAUAGACAGCAUUUCCAGAGAGGUGGAACCACUAAGAACUAUGGUCACCUCGGUUUGAACAUCAGUAAUGACAACGUUUAGAUUGAUAUACAAUAUGUCUCAGAAUUGUUGAUUAGUGGUUAGAUGACUCUCCCAUUAUUCUUACUGUUUUGUAAA